AUGCCCCGUACCAUCUCCCUCAGCAUCUUCGACAACGGCGCCAAGCCCGCCCACUGGGCCAUCUUCAUCCCCACCGGCGACCAAGGCCUAAGAGGCAAAAUCAUCCAUCGCAACUAUGACUUCCUGAGUGAGACUCGCAUAUACCAUAUCCUUCCUCUCGCCCAAGUCAGUGAGCAGUAUGUGAGAGAUACGGUGGGGAAUGGGCGGGAAUCGAUAGAUACUAUCGCGCGGGACCGGAUGGAGUCGGUGGCGGUUGUUGUACCCGCUCCGGGGCGGAGUUUGAAUCCUUUUGAUCCGACGGCGUUGAAUUGUCAGAGCUGGAUAUUUCACUAUGUUCAGAGAUUGAGUGUGGAGGGAUUGGUUUCUAGUGAUGCGAGCUUGGUUUUGCAGAGUGCUCCGAGGGUGUUGCGUAAGUGA
Aspergillus ibericus CBS 121593 is the source of this 417-nucleotide messenger RNA. RefSeq lists its product as uncharacterized. NCBI's taxonomy places the organism in Eukaryota, Fungi, Ascomycota, Eurotiomycetes, Eurotiales, Aspergillaceae. The transcript has 3 exons. Bases 1 to 417 code for a protein of 138 amino acids. The record is from RefSeq and is a predicted model, not a curated record.